Chionomys nivalis (European snow vole) is the source of this 1629-nucleotide messenger RNA. RefSeq names its product gap junction protein gamma 3 (gene Gjc3). The record is from RefSeq and is a predicted model, not a curated record. Gene Ontology annotation, biological process: cell communication. NCBI's taxonomy places the organism in Eukaryota, Metazoa, Chordata, Mammalia, Rodentia, Cricetidae. Gene Ontology annotation, cellular component: connexin complex. The transcript has 4 exons. The coding region runs from base 247 to 1023 and encodes 258 amino acids.
GAGAAGGCGAAAGAGUGGGCGGCUGCAGAAGGCAGGGCCAUCCCAAGAGCCUGAACCCUGAAGGCUCCAGCGUGAGGAUCCCUUCUGGCUACUUUCCUCUGUGGUUGACGCUUCUGCUUGGGGCUGCCAGGCAAGUACUGAAGAGGGCACUGGAUCUGCUGGGAUUGUAGUUGCAGAUGGUCAAGAGUCACCAUUAUGGAUGCUGGGAACUGAUCCAGGGUCCUCUGCAAGAACAGCAAUGACAGAAUGUGUGGCAAGUUUCUGAGGCAGCUGCUGGCAAAGGAGAGCCAGCAUUCCACCCCCGUGGGGCGCUUCCUGCUUCCGGUGCUGGUGGGAUUCCGCCUCCUGCUUCUGGUUUCCAGUGGACCUGGGGUCUUCGGUGAUGAUGAGAACGAAUUCAUGUGCCAUUUAGGACAACCAGACUGCAAGACCAUUUGUUAUGAUGUCUUCCGCCCCCUUUCUCCACUGCGCUUCUGGGCCUUCCAAGUCAUCUUGAUGGCUGUACCCAGUGCGGUUUAUGUGGGAUUCACUAUGUAUCAUGUGAUUGGAUACUGGGAGGAAACAGAAAAAGGGAACAAGGAACAAGAGUCCCGGAUUUGCAAGGGGGACUGCAGCAAGGGUGUCUCAGGGACUGGAAGCCUCAAGCUUCUUUGGGCCUAUGUGGCACAGCUUGGGGCACGGCUGUUCCUUGAGGGAGUAGCCCUGGGACUUCAAUACCAUCUGUAUGGCUUCAAGAUGCCCAGCACUUUUCUAUGUCGUGAGGAUCCUUGUAUUGGCAGCACAACUUGUUUCCAGUCACACCCCUCUGAGAAGACCAUCCUCCUUAACACCAUGUUUGGGAUUAGUGGGGCCUGUCUCUUGUUUACUUCCUUGGAGCUUGUACUUUUGGGUUUAGGGAGGUUUUGGAGGAUGUACAAGGACAAACUCCCCCUUUUAAAGAACCUGCCAACCUCAAAGAACUCUGUAAGGCGCAAGGACCCAGCUGAUGACUUGACAGUGGUGGAGACGAAAGAACCAUUUUGAGAAGCAGAGUUUUAAAGUUACCUGACUUGUUUGAAGAAAACCCUGUGACUGAAUCUUCCUCCAUACAUCCAGUGAGAUGGCACAGUGGGUAAAGAUGCUUGUCACCAAGCCUCAUGGUCUGAGAUCAGUCUCCAGAACCCACAUGGAGAAGGGAGAAAACCAACCCCCACAAGAUGUCCUCUGACUUCCACAUACAUACCAUGGCACGCACGCACACACAUGCAUGCACGCACUCACGCACGCACACACACACACACGAUAAUAAAUAAAAUAAUAAAAUCUCAGUAAAUAAAACAAAAACUCCUGCAUCAUUAGCUAUUAUUUCUGACUUCUUCUCUCUCCUGUCUUUCCACUAAACAUAAGCAACCACCAACCUACUUUCUAUUCUAAUGGCUUAUCCUAGCCUGGAGUUUUAUAGAGAUGGAAUCAUACAACAUGCUUAUUGGCCGCUUGUAUAUCUUUGUAAAAAAGACCAAAUCCUUUGUCAAUUAAAAUCAGGUUAUUUUUUGUUGUUGUUUUGCGCUGUAAGAAAUUUUUAUAUAUAAUGCUUAUUAGAUACUUAUCUAAUUAUUUUAAAUGAGUCUUUAAAAAUAUUCUCUUCCAUUC